Messenger RNA from Stegostoma tigrinum, 742 nucleotides. It is a transcript of the gene rida, whose product is annotated as reactive intermediate imine deaminase A homolog. The transcript is spliced from 6 exons. Lineage: Eukaryota; Metazoa; Chordata; Chondrichthyes; Orectolobiformes; Stegostomatidae. Gene Ontology annotation, cellular component: cytosol. The record is from RefSeq and is a predicted model, not a curated record. Gene Ontology annotation, molecular function: deaminase activity. The coding region runs from base 67 to 495 and encodes 142 amino acids.
CAAAGCCCGUGCUGCAGCGCGGGCUGGCUGCCGCAUGCGCAGUGCUUGCUGGAACGUUGCUCAGACAUGAUGGCAGCGUUAGUGAGGAGGGUGAUCAGCACUAGCAAGGCACCGGGGGCAAUUGGUCCCUACAGCCAAGCAGUGGUUGUGGAUCGCACCAUGUACAUUUCUGGUCAGCUGGGGUUGGAUCCUGCAACUGGCCAGCUUGUAACUGGAGGAACAGCACAGGAAGCAAAGCAAGCACUCAUCAACAUGGGAGAGAUCCUAAAGGCUGCCAACUGUAACUACAAUAAUGUUGUAAAAACAACAGUUUUGCUGGCAGACAUCAAUGACUUCAACAAUGUUAACGAGGUUUACAAGCAAUACUUUAUGACGAAUUUCCCAGCCAGAGCUGCCUAUCAGGUUGCUGCAUUGCCUCGGGGGGGCAGAGUUGAGAUUGAAGCUGUGGCAGUAUUGGGACCAAUUGUGGAUGGGGCUUUGGACCAGAAAUUGUGAAAUGGCAACUAUCACCAUGGAUACAUAAUAGAAGGAAAUCACUGAAUUGAUUUUACAUUUAAAAGUUCAACAUCAAUCUUGUAUGGAUCAAUAAUAUUUAAAUCAGGCUCACUUUUUAUCAAAACAAAACUAAUAUUGUUUUUCAAACUUUGAUCACUAGAUAUAAAGUACCAUUUUGCUGCUGAAAAAUAAGUGACUCUUUAUGGAUGAUUAAAGUUCUUUGCAUAAUAAACAAUGUGAAAUUAAA